AUGCUGGAAAUUAAGGUAGAUACUGCAGCGGUGGGGGCGAGAAACAGGAGCCAAAUUGUGGACGACAGAAAAAUGGAUAUAAAAAAUCCUUUCGCACCGAAGGAGAUAUACGGAUGCGAAACAUUAUGGAGAGGUUUUGGAAAUUAUAUAGCAAGACUAGAACAGUACCAACGUUCUCUGAAAUAUUAUGAUCGGGCUGUAGAAAAGAAUCCUGACGAUAUGAAAACGCUUAUCGAUAGAUCCAAAGCUCGUUCGAAAGCUUGCCAAUAUAAAGGAGCUCUGGAGGAUUUAAAAAAAGUCCUUAGUACCGAAGGUGAUAAUUUGAUAGGUCUAGCACAGAAAUCGGAAACUACAUUCCUCAACUGCGAAUUCGAAGAUGCCCUGGUGCAAAAUUUUCGGCUAUUACCUAUCAGAAAAAAACCUGAUGAUUUCUUCUUGGGUAUCAUGAAAUGUUCUUCUACAAUCGAACAAUGUUUAGGGGAAUCAGCAGGUAAACCGAUGCGUGAUCAUUUCAUAAUAAUAAGAAAACUGGCAUGGAAACGAGUGCUAGAUGCCGGUAGAGAUACUGGACCGAUUCCCAGAAAUAAGAAAAUUGUAAAAAAGAAAACUCGUACUAGAAAAUCUACCAGGAAACUGGGAGAUCAAGUCGAGGAACAUCUAAGAUUACGGGAUACUCUCGAUAGUCAACAAUCGUUGAAAUACGUGAUCCCACCUUUGAAUCAACCAUUUCAAUUCAGUCCUUUGCAAAGAUAUACGAAAAAUAUCGAAAAUUUUAUGGCAGAAAAAUAUUUGGACGCUAUGUAUUUGGAGAAGAUAUUUUGUAAGAAAAUGAAACAGGGUACUCCAGGUAUGUGUAUUGCGAACGAAGCCGGUAAUGAACGCCUGAAGAAAAUUGCCAAAGAAACGUAUUCAUAUAUAGCCAAUAAACAAGAAUUAUUGAGGAUUAGGCGACCGUUUUACUUUAUUAAGUAUCAAGAAGCGAGAAUAUCAGGUACACUGAAGUCUAGACAGUAUGCAGAGCUACUACUACAUCAACAAAAUUAUAGAAAAGAGGCUAUGAAGAUAUUAACCAAAUUGGAAGAAGCUUGCGAUAAUAAAGAUUUAAAUGCAGUACUGGAACUUGCCGAUAAGCUAAGAUUAUAUUGUGACGCAAAACCUAAAAGGCUAUUGCCGGAAAAAGAUGAGUAUCUCCAGCAAAGUUUGAUAUAUAUUCGUAAAGCAUUUUAUUAUCUCAACAGACUUAAUAAAGAACAAAGUAAGUGGGAUCAAGAGAAACGUAUCUUGGUUUCUAUGGGUCAACCUAUCAGUAGGAAGCCCUCCGGAGAUUCUGUUAUAAGCCAAUACGACCUUGGCGUGUUUGAUAUAAAACAACAAUUAGAAUUUUUCGAAAAACGUUUGGUUACAGCUGAAGCACCUCUAGAAAUAUGUUGGUGUUAUCAUGAAUUAGCCAGAUUCCAGAUGUUGAAUAAACGAUAUGAAGAAGCCAGAAUCUAUUGUAAAAAUGGUAUAUUAGAAGCACAAGACCACGAGGAUCAAGUUCAAUGGCUUUUUAAUCUUCACAUGUUGAUGACAAGAAUAUGCAUAAGAUACCAAAACAAAAACGACGCUCUAUUAUCGUUACAAAACUGUAUGAAUGUAGCCGAUCAGAUAAAAGAUAAGGACUUGAAGAGCUACAUUCGUCGAUGCACUGAAAUCAUAAAUGACAUCGAGCUUGAUGAUGAAACAGGAGAAAAGGUUAUUGAAAAACGACAAAUGAAGAUUUUAGCCCUCAUGGCCAACGACAAGAUCAAAGAAGAAUUCUCUCAUCUGUUUAGAACAAUGGCAGCUCAACCAUCUAGCAGAAGAAUGAAUUUGAUGGCAGGGGUACAAAUGAAGGGUAAACGUACUGAUCAAUCAUCCGUCAGCGAUUCUAUAGUACGAACAAAAUCGAGAAGAGGAUCCGAUUUUCCUAGUAUGUCAGAAACUACUAAAGGAGCGAACUUCAUGUCGCUAGUGCAAUACCAUCUUCCAUAA
Molecule: messenger RNA, 2013 nt
Organism: Diorhabda sublineata
Lineage: Eukaryota; Metazoa; Arthropoda; Insecta; Coleoptera; Chrysomelidae
Product: outer dynein arm-docking complex subunit 4-like
Exons: 8
Coding region: 1-2013 (670 amino acids)
Molecular function (GO): protein binding
Source: RefSeq, a predicted model, not a curated record